GCUGCUAUCCUGCCCGCAGCGAAAAGCGUGGCCGCGAGCAGUGGGCCAGUAGAGGGCAGCCGCGCGCCGCGAUAACCCAUCCCGUCCGCUCGUCCCGCGUACUGCGUGUUGUAGUGUGCGCGCCAUGAUGGCCGAGACCAAAGUCACCGUCACGACGGGCACCGCCCAGGUGAACAGCGACCCGGGCCCGCAGGGCGCCAGCCGCCUGCCCUUCGGCAUCAACGUGCCCUACUUCAAGACCACGCCCGGCAUCAUCAAGCUGGUGCAGCUGGUGCUGGGCAUUGUGUGCAUGGCGUGCGCGUCACCCGCCUUGCUGUCGGGCACCCACUGGUUCCUGUUCGUCGCAGCCGUCAGCUUCACAGCCACACUCAUCUGGGUCUUCGUCUACCUACUCAACAUUCGUGAGGCCCUCAAGCUGCCCAUUAACUGGAUACUCACGGAACUGCUGAACACUGCACUGAUGACACUGCUGUACUUGAUCGCAUUCAUUGUGCAGCUUGCCAUUUGGUCUGAGUUUCACUACUCCUCCUGGAAAUCCAGUAAUAUUGCUGCUGGGGUGUUUGGAUUGUUCAACUUCCUGGCCUAUGCUGCAGGAGUUUACUUUCUCUUUGUGGAGUGGAAGAACAGCAAGAGUGGCAACUAGUAAGAUGAUGGUUGCAGUGACUGAGACAGUGCUUAGGCUCUGUGAGCCCCAGAUUUGCUGCCUGGUCUGUACAGAUGCUAGCUCCAAGGGAGUCAAAGCCCUCAUUAAGUAAGCUAUUUAUUGUUCAAAGAGUGUGGGCUUGCUGGAAAUGUAUGACCAAUGAUAACACAGUGACUGUUUUAGCAUUCUCAUUAAAUCUUGUAAUGCUCUUUGCUGCAUUUUAAACUGUUAAAGGAACAAAACAUAUUACAACAGCAUAAGUAAAAUCAUUAAGAUAAAUAAAUAAAGUAUAUCAAAUCAAAAUAAUCAUUUAUUUCACUUUUAAAAUGUAAUGCAUAUCAGAAAUUCAUGUCACAUAUUAAUCAAUGUUUAAUACUUGGCUAGUUAUGUCUCAGUUAAGUACACACAUGAGAUAUUCCAUCUUUAAACAUAUGUAGGUGUCAGUGUUGCACAUUGCUGAAUUAUUUUGUACAUAUUGUUAAAAAUUAUGUUUCAUUGAGGCAGUGGUAACAAGACAAACUGUAAAAGAACGUUAAUACAUAAUGUUGUAUCAGUUUUCAGACACAUCAUGUACAAUGUAAAUUAUUGUUAUUUGUGUUGUAAAAUGAUAUUGUUUACAUAAUUAUGAAAAGUGGCUUUAUUCUUCACUUUAUGGCUCUUGUGAAGUCUGUAGAAAUUUAAAUGCCAUAUAGGAUUCUGUUGUCGAUGAUAUGUAAUAUGGAACCUGUUAUCACCUUGCUAAUGUCUAGAAACACUUUUUUAUCAGACAAAAACCAUCUACAUUUUUCUCAGUGUUUGUGUGUCUGUUGCAUACAAUAUGAUUACAUCUUUGGUUAUGAUAUAAAUAUUUAAUGUAGUAAUUCAAAAACAGUAUUUCAGUCAGUCAAUCAAGCCAGUAUUUGUGUUAAUACUUGUAAUAUGAUAAGAGCAAUCACACACGUACAUAUUUGAUUUCAUUUAAUGCCAGUGUAAAUAACUCCUGUUAUACUUAUGUAUGUAAACAUUAUGAUAAUUAAAUUUUUUUGAACAAA
Molecule: messenger RNA, 1674 nt
Organism: Schistocerca cancellata (South American locust)
Lineage: Eukaryota; Metazoa; Arthropoda; Insecta; Orthoptera; Acrididae
Exons: 4
Coding region: 125-643 (172 amino acids)
Cellular component (GO): membrane
Source: RefSeq, a predicted model, not a curated record